GUCUGUAAGAUCAGGCCGAUAUUGUCGGCAUUCCCACCGUCCAUCUCGCUUCUGAGCCCAACAGACAAAGGAUUUCUUGUAUUAUUAGUCCUCAGCGUGUAGUAAAGCAUUCUGUCAGUGCGAGUGUUUAUUUAUCGUUGUCAUAAAACCUUAUCGAGAUCAUUUUGCAAGUUGAGGGAUCCGACACGGAUUGACCCCCGCUCUGGUUCCGACUUUCAACAGUUAAUAUCUCAAACAAGUAACUGAAGUGCGCCAAUGACAGAUCCAAGGACGCAUGCACUCCGUGUGGUAUUCCACUGAUGAUUUUGUACUCGUUGGAGUCCUCCAAGAUCGGCGCCCAGUGGCUGGCGUGGCUUUCUCUCAGCUCCCUACUCCAUCCAGCCAACAUUCUGAAAUGGACCAUCGCCAUUGAGAGUCCAGAGAGGAGAGAGGACACACCGGACACACACACACACACAUGCACAUGGUACAAUAGUCGCUCCGAGGCUCCGAGGCUCCUAGUGCUGGCGAAUCCUCCUUAUUCAGUGCAUCUGUACCCAAGUGACACAACGACAAGAACGUUUCCGGACUCGCUCACACUAUCUGUAGCUCUACUAUCAGGAUAUUAGCUCAUCGACGAGUGGAAUAGGGAAUUACUGAGCACUGGGCACAUUAAUUGAGUUCGUGGCCAAAUUUCAGCUGCAAGGAAUCCCAAAGCAGGUGCAAAGCCAUAAUAGAAGAGAUCAAUAAAGCGACUGACUUGGUGUUUUUGUGGAACGCUCGUGAUUGAGGAGGAGAUCAUGGUCCCUGAGUACCGUCAAAGAGUGUGUCUGGUCUGCUAGAUCGAAGGUGUAAUUCUUCCAACAUGGACUUGUCUAUGGUGGAAGUGUCCCUAGGAGCUCUUUUCAAAGCGGCCAAUCAUCUCCGAGCUCGACUGUUCGGCGGAGAUCCUCGAGAUCGUCUGGAUUCGAGCUACCACCGAUACAAAGGAGGCAUGGCAGACUCGACCGACCAGAACGAUACCACUCCGGCUGUCCCUUGUCCAGGGGGAUGCUCCAAUCACGGAGAAUGCUUCAAUGGAACAUGUCUCUGUCAGAUACAAUUUGAAGGAACGGAUUGCUCGAGGAUCAACUUUAGCUAUCACGUUGCCUUUGCCUCGAUCUUCUUCUUGCUUUCUCUCACCUCACUCGUUCAACUGGUUAUGUGCAUUCAUGCGGAGUAUUUACGGAUGAAGAAACAUCCAUCCAUUUUGAAGGCUUGCCGCGUGACCACGCAAAAACUGCUUUACUUCUUGGUAUUUGCGGCUAGUCUCAUUCGAGGCGCAUACUUUGCCUCACCCACUAUCAGUUCGCAACUGUCCAUCAGUCUGCUUUCCGCCUACUACCCGCUGGUCUUAACAGGAUCCUCUUUGAUUGUUUGCUUUUGGGCAGAGGUGUUCCACCUUCAACAGAUCCGCUGGGAUCGUCCGCGUUUCCUCUCCAAGUCCUUUUUGGGUUUCUUGGUUUUCAAUCUCAUCUCCUACAGUCUUUUCAUUGCUGAAUUGGUCUUGGUUUGGGUGGACCACGACGACCGCGAGUUCUACACCCACAUUUUCAACGGUUGUUACGCGGGACUAAUGUUUAUCGUGGUCAUUUUCUUUCUCAUUUAUGGAGUGGAGGUAUUUUUUAAGGUGAGGGGUGGGUUUACUUUAUCCAAAGUUCCCGGAGUGAUUUCGUCUAAUCGAGCACCCAUUAUCAAACGUCAGAUGUCCAGACCUCUCAUGGGAGAAACUAAUAAUGACAAUGUCGUCAACACUAAUCGUUCUUGUGAAGUUCAAGAGCAAGCGCAUGUGCCAAAGUCUCCAAGUAGAACGAUUGAAGCCAUUGAUAACGCUAUCAACACCAGUCAGCUUCAUCAGUCCCGAUUGGGUCUUCUUUCACAAGCGCUCAUGAUGAUCAUCACAUGUGGAUUUCUCUUCUCCGAGACCCUCGAGCAAUUCUGGAAAACCAAGGUGGACCUCCAAAGUCGGAACACUCAUGAUAUCAUUUUCCGUACGGUUGAGAUUGGAGUGGCCUUGUGGUUUCCGUGUGUUCUGUGGAACUGCAUCCGACCCGAUCAAUUGUGGUGUUUGAAUCCGAAAAAAAUCCUUGAGAGAUUCCCUCCCAACGCAAGACAUCAUGUGAACUCACAUGGAUUGGGCACUGGUUCGGAUAGAGUCGAAGGUGACCUCAAUAACAGUGAUGAAGACGAUGGUACGAAAUGCAGAAGCUCCAUUCGAUAUCUGGGGGGUCAACGGAUCUGCAUGGUUUCUUUUAACAUUUCAGACGAGGAGAAUGAAGGCCCGGAAUGUUGGAUUUGCUAUGAUAAUGACCGAGUGGAUGCUGGCCAAAUGAUCAAUCCUUGUAACUGUCGCGGAGACGUUGGUGCGGUUCAUCAUGAUUGCCUCCGUCGUUGGCUGGUGGAGAGUGCCGAUAACCCGGAUGCUUUGCGUUGCAAAGUUUGCAACGUGGAUUACAAGGUUGAAAAGGGGUCUCAGUUCUCCCUAACUCAAGGAUUCACCCCACGCCAUUGGAUCCAAACCCUAUCCAUCGUAACCUUGAUGACCCUUUCAAUCGCGGGAUCCUGGACGGUGAUUCAGCUCUAUUCAGAGCCUUGGGCGAAGAUGUUGGCCGUGGGUUCGGCUCUUCUAAUACAAUACAUUUGCCUCAGAUUUCUCGGUCUGAACACGUUGACCGCCUACCAACGAGCCAAAGUGUCAGCCCUCAAAAUUGUCAGCCUGAACAAGAGACGUCGUCGGCAAAAUCGUCAGCAAACCAUCAUCGCCAGUUUGACAUUGACAUCGCCCGGAGCAGGAAACCCACCUUUGCCAGGGACACCUUCUACCCUGGUCUCGACCCGAGUUUCUGAACAAUAAGUGACGUCAAAGUUACUGGAUAGGAAGGAGUUCGAUCCAUCCAUCAAAUGUCAUCUGAGCCCGAAACAUACCAAGACAAAUUGAGCGAUGUUAGUUUAGUUUUCUAAAGCAUUGAAAGAAGUUGCUUGCCAUUUUUUGGGUCUCGUUUGCUCCAACGUUUCCUAGCAAAAGCAAUACCCACCCAUCUAGCAUCAAAAUGGUCGGGAAAUACUGUAUUACAUAUUCCUCCGAGUCAUGAUAUUUUGUUAUUAGUGUGCGAGAUGAAGUAGAAAACGAACUUUUCCCAGGAGCCAAGCCAUGCCCUUGGUUCCCAAUCAUCGAUUACUCGACCCAAGUACAACUAGAUCAGAAUUUAAGAUUGUAAUUACCACCAAAUUAGAAUGCCUCCCGCUUUCCAACCACAUUGUCAGUCAUUCGUGAAAUAAAGUUAUAUGCUCUGUAUUUGUGAAAGACUAA
This is a messenger RNA of Tigriopus californicus, 3328 nucleotides long. RefSeq lists its product as uncharacterized. Lineage: Eukaryota; Metazoa; Arthropoda; Copepoda; Harpacticoida; Harpacticidae. Bases 845 to 2872 code for a protein of 675 amino acids. The record is from RefSeq and is a predicted model, not a curated record. The transcript is spliced from 10 exons. Gene Ontology annotation, molecular function: zinc ion binding.